AUGCAACGAAAGUUGUCAUUGUUAAUUGCUGUAACAGUAAUCAGUUGUUUAGAACACUGGACAACUGCAGUACCAAUUGAUAAUGGUAUUGUUGGUGAACCUGAAAUUGAAUGUGGUCCAGUAUCCAUUGGUGUUUCAUUAAGUACCAGAAACACUUUUGAUGGUCAUGUCUAUGUGAAAGGACGAUACGAUGAACCCGGCUGUAGAUCUGAUGACGGUGGUACCGAAGUUGCCGGUAUAACGCUGCCGUUUAAUGCCUGUGGAGUAUCACGAAUUCGAUCGCUAAAUCCACGCGGUGUCUAUGUAUCAACCACUGUCAUCGUUACAUUCCAUCCACAGUUUUUAACAAAAGUUGAUCGAGCAUACAAAGUUCAAUGUUUCUACAUGGAAGCUGAUAAGACAGUUUCAACAGAUAUCGAAGUCUCAGAAUUGGCCACCCAUUUUAUCUCGCAUAAUGUACCAAUGCCAGUUUGCCGUUAUGAAGUGUUAGAAGGUGGACCAAAUGGAGAUUUGGUGUCGUAUGCAACAGUUGGACAACAAGUGUAUCACAAAUGGACUUGUGAUUCCGAAACUCAAGACACAUUUUGCAUGAAAGUACAUUCAUGUAACGUUGAUGAUGGCAAAGGCGAUUCUGUCGAAAUCCUUGACGAAGACGGAUGUGCAAAAGAUAAAUAUGUGUUGAAUAAUUUAGAAUAUCCCACCGAUCUAAUGGCUGGCCAAGAAGCCCACAUCUACAAAUUUGCCGAUCGUUCAGAGCUUUUCUUCCAGUGUCAAAAGAACGAAAAAAAUGCUGAAUUUAUUGCUUGA
Molecule: messenger RNA, 807 nt
Organism: Enterobius vermicularis (human pinworm)
Lineage: Eukaryota; Metazoa; Nematoda; Chromadorea; Rhabditida; Oxyuridae
Source: the annotation of a GenBank genome assembly